Molecule: messenger RNA, 13093 nt
Organism: Neofelis nebulosa (Clouded leopard)
Lineage: Eukaryota; Metazoa; Chordata; Mammalia; Carnivora; Felidae
Exons: 34
Coding region: 262-3585 (1107 amino acids)
Molecular function (GO): DNA binding
Source: RefSeq, a predicted model, not a curated record
GCGGCGGGAACGGAUGCGUGUGGAGGUCGGUGGGCACCGCGUGGCCAGAGAGUGUUUUUGGAGGGGCAGAGCCUGGCCCGCGUUAGUGGGCCAGAGGCGUCCAGCGCGGCUCCCUGGUGUGCAAGGCCACCGGGCCUGUGCCAGUCGCCUGACGCGACGCCGGGGCCAGGACCUGCGCCCCAGGCACGCGUGCUCUUGCAGGGACCCAGGCCGCCCGGCUCAGCAGCCCCCUACAGCCCCUAGCCCAGCCUCCCAACACACAUGACCCUCCGUGCGCACGAAGAGGCACGCGCUCCCGCUCCCACAGUGCCCUGCGCCCGUGGCUUGUUGCCCGUCCGCAGGCAGCCCCAGGGGGCCGAGGGACAGGACAGGCAGACGGACGCAAGGCGUGGUCGCGGAUUCGUUCUGCCCGGCGUGGCGAGCGGAGCCCCUGGGUACCUUGGUGACGCCCGCGGGCGAUUGCUCCCCCUUUCUCAGGUGCAGUGGCCACGCCAGGCUCGCGGUCGGCCGCGACACGAAGGCCUCCCUGGCCCCCGAGUGCCUGUGGUUUGCGGUACGGCCGGAAGAAGCGUGGCCCGGAACGGGCACCUUGCUGACGGGAGCGUCCAGACGCAUUCCUUGGAAAAGCUGAACAAAAUGAGUGAGAACUCCCUCCCGUCGUUCUCAUCGAAACUGAGGUCCAGCACGUUGUCCGCCCCAGGGAAGGUGCAGUGGCCACGCCAGGCUCGCGGUCGGCCGCGACACGAAGGCCUCCCUGGCCCCCGAGUGCCUGUGGUUUGCGGUACGGCCGGAAGAAGCGUGGCCCGGAACGGGCACCUUGCUGACGGGAGCGUCCAGACGCAUUCCUUGGAAAAGCUGAACAAAAUGAGUGAGAACUCCCUCCCGUCGUUCUCAUCGAAACUGAGGUCCAGCACGUUGUCCGCCCCAGGGAAGGUGCAGUGGCCACGCCAGGCUCGCGGUCGGCCGCGACACGAAGGCCUCCCUGGCCCCCGAGUGCCUGUGGUUUGCGGUACGGCCGGAAGAAGCGUGGCCCGGAACGGGCACCUUGCUGACGGGAGCGUCCAGACGCAUUCCUUGGAAAAGCUGAACAAAAUGAGUGAGAACUCCCUCCCGUCGUUCUCAUCGAAACUGAGGUCCAGCACGUUGUCCGCCCCAGGGAAGGUGCAGUGGCCACGCCAGGCUCGCGGUCGGCCGCGACACGAAGGCCUCCCUGGCCCCCGAGUGCCUGUGGUUUGCGGUACGGCCGGAAGAAGCGUGGCCCGGAACGGGCACCUUGCUGACGGGAGCGUCCAGACGCAUUCCUUGGAAAAGCUGAACAAAAUGAGUGAGAACUCCCUCCCGUCGUUCUCAUCGAAACUGAGGUCCAGCACGUUGUCCGCCCCAGGGAAGGUGCAGUGGCCACGCCAGGCUCGCGGUCGGCCGCGACACGAAGGCCUCCCUGGCCCCCGAGUGCCUGUGGUUUGCGGUACGGCCGGAAGAAGCGUGGCCCGGAACGGGCACCUUGCUGACGGGAGCGUCCAGACGCAUUCCUUGGAAAAGCUGAACAAAAUGAGUGAGAACUCCCUCCCGUCGUUCUCAUCGAAACUGAGGUCCAGCACGUUGUCCGCCCCAGGGAAGGUGCAGUGGCCACGCCAGGCUCGCGGUCGGCCGCGACACGAAGGCCUCCCUGGCCCCCGAGUGCCUGUGGUUUGCGGUACGGCCGGAAGAAGCGUGGCCCGGAACGGGCACCUUGCUGACGGGAGCGUCCAGACGCAUUCCUUGGAAAAGCUGAACAAAAUGAGUGAGAACUCCCUCCCGUCGUUCUCAUCGAAACUGAGGUCCAGCACGUUGUCCGCCCCAGGGAAGGUGCAGUGGCCACGCCAGGCUCGCGGUCGGCCGCGACACGAAGGCCUCCCUGGCCCCCGAGUGCCUGUGGUUUGCGGUACGGCCGGAAGAAGCGUGGCCCGGAACGGGCACCUUGCUGACGGGAGCGUCCAGACGCAUUCCUUGGAAAAGCUGAACAAAAUGAGUGAGAACUCCCUCCCGUCGUUCUCAUCGAAACUGAGGUCCAGCACGUUGUCCGCCCCAGGGAAGGUGCAGUGGCCACGCCAGGCUCGCGGUCGGCCGCGACACGAAGGCCUCCCUGGCCCCCGAGUGCCUGUGGUUUGCGGUACGGCCGGAAGAAGCGUGGCCCGGAACGGGCACCUUGCUGACGGGAGCGUCCAGACGCAUUCCUUGGAAAAGCUGAACAAAAUGAGUGAGAACUCCCUCCCGUCGUUCUCAUCGAAACUGAGGUCCAGCACGUUGUCCGCCCCAGGGAAGGUGCAGUGGCCACGCCAGGCUCGCGGUCGGCCGCGACACGAAGGCCUCCCUGGCCCCCGAGUGCCUGUGGUUUGCGGUACGGCCGGAAGAAGCGUGGCCCGGAACGGGCACCUUGCUGACGGGAGCGUCCAGACGCAUUCCUUGGAAAAGCUGAACAAAAUGAGUGAGAACUCCCUCCCGUCGUUCUCAUCGAAACUGAGGUCCAGCACGUUGUCCGCCCCAGGGAAGGUGCAGUGGCCACGCCAGGCUCGCGGUCGGCCGCGACACGAAGGCCUCCCUGGCCCCCGAGUGCCUGUGGUUUGCGGUACGGCCGGAAGAAGCGUGGCCCGGAACGGGCACCUUGCUGACGGGAGCGUCCAGACGCAUUCCUUGGAAAAGCUGAACAAAAUGAGUGAGAACUCCCUCCCGUCGUUCUCAUCGAAACUGAGGUCCAGCACGUUGUCCGCCCCAGGGAAGGUGCAGUGGCCACGCCAGGCUCGCGGUCGGCCGCGACACGAAGGCCUCCCUGGCCCCCGAGUGCCUGUGGUUUGCGGUACGGCCGGAAGAAGCGUGGCCCGGAACGGGCACCUUGCUGACGGGAGCGUCCAGACGCAUUCCUUGGAAAAGCUGAACAAAAUGAGUGAGAACUCCCUCCCGUCGUUCUCAUCGAAACUGAGGUCCAGCACGUUGUCCGCCCCAGGGAAGGUGCAGUGGCCACGCCAGGCUCGCGGUCGGCCGCGACACGAAGGCCUCCCUGGCCCCCGAGUGCCUGUGGUUUGCGGUACGGCCGGAAGAAGCGUGGCCCGGAACGGGCACCUUGCUGACGGGAGCGUCCAGACGCAUUCCUUGGAAAAGCUGAACAAAAUGAGUGAGAACUCCCUCCCGUCGUUCUCAUCGAAACUGAGGUCCAGCACGUUGUCCGCCCCAGGGAAGGUGCAGUGGCCACGCCAGGCUCGCGGUCGGCCGCGACACGAAGGCCUCCCUGGCCCCCGAGUGCCUGUGGUUUGCGGUACGGCCGGAAGAAGCGUGGCCCGGAACGGGCACCUUGCUGACGGGAGCGUCCAGACGCAUUCCUUGGAAAAGCUGAACAAAAUGAGUGAGAACUCCCUCCCGUCGUUCUCAUCGAAACUGAGGUCCAGCACGUUGUCCGCCCCAGGGAAGGUGCAGUGGCCACGCCAGGCUCGCGGUCGGCCGCGACACGAAGGCCUCCCUGGCCCCCGAGUGCCUGUGGUUUGCGGUACGGCCGGAAGAAGCGUGGCCCGAACGGGCACCUUGCUGACGGGAGCGUCCAGACGGUUAAUGUGAACCAAAACCUUGGUUUCAUAUGAAUAAAAAGUAUCUCCUUCCUCUUGAGAUGUGACAAGGAACAAAGUAUUGGGAAUAAUUCUGCCAUCUCAUCCUCAAGAACCAGUAGGAAUUCUACCACCAAUUUAGAGGUGAUACUGGAAUUGGAUGGAAUUCCUAUUACUGCUCCAAUGAACUACUGAUUUUGUUACUUGUUACCAGCUCACUUCUAUGGGAAUAAUCAGAACAGUGCACUCCAGAGAUCAACAUGGACUAAGAACUCAGUUUCAUAUAAAAUCUUUUAUUUCUUCCCCUUGAGACAUGAAAUGAAAGAAAGUGUUAGGAAAAUUUCUUCCUCCCAUCCUCAAGCGUCAGUGGGAAUUUUCUUGCUGGAUCAAAAUUCCUUUUGCAAAUGUGCUUGGAUCAGUGAUGACUUCAAAAAUGGGUCUUGUUGACAUCGGAAGAAAAUGAAUGACAAAAUCACUUCUGUGAGCUGGGGUCCAGCACAGGGACCAUAAUGCUAGACAAAAAAAAAAAAUGUGGAGGAGAAUUCAAUUUGGUCAGGACAUAGUACCAAAUAAAAAAGACUAUAGCAUUGGAAAACUAGCAUGCUGAUGAAUGCUAGAGGAAAUGAAUUGUACAGAGGCAAUAAAUAACCAUUAUGGAAUGACAUGGCAACUCUGAGUGCUUGACUGGUAGCCUUCAUAAGCCCACAGUAAACAGACUGUGGAGAACCAGCACAUGAGUAGUGAACACUGUGAGAAAUAGUUGUGCCUACACAUGAGCUAUUUACACCAUUUCUUUAGUCAUAGUCAUUUGUGAGAAUCAACAUGUUUAGGUCUUAUUAGAUAGUCAAUUAGAAAUUAUUCAUUUUUUCUACUCAUUUAUCUCUUAAAUAGAAUAAUUAUGGGAAAAUUGAAGAAUAGAUUAUAUUUAUUGGAUGAUCUUAUAUGUUUUAAUUUGCCUGCUAGCCCAGUUGCAGGGAUUAGAACUUUUUUUUUCUUUUUCUUGUCACUCAGGAAGAAAUUUUCUAGAUAUUUCAUGAUGGAUUAAACUAGGUAUUUCAUUAAACGUUUUAACAUUAAAUUAUUAAAUUUCUAAUUAUCGAAGUUUUAUGUUGAUAUAAUUGGCUAAUGUUUAUAUUCCAUCAAUGGGUUUAUAUGCAUAAAGAUAAGUUAUAAUUGUAGUGAGUAAUGCUGGGGGUGCUCUGGGUCUAAUACCUUGAGACCGAUGUAUUAGAAAUUUGACUUUCUCUACCACCUUUUUCUGAGUAAAAGCAUAAUUUUUCUAGUUAUGUAGUCAAGGGAAUAUAUGGUUAAUUCCUUAACUACCUCUCAUCAGUAACCAUUCAACUGGAAAGGUUAUUUCACAACUUUUUAAAUUUCCUCUGUGCUUUUGUAGAAUGGAAUAAUUUUAUGAAUGUCAUAGAAUACUCACUAUUGUAGCAAAGAAGUGCUGAUUUUGUCAUUUUUAUGUGUUCCUUUUCUCUGGAAUGGAACAAACCAAUGCACUCCAAGGGUUAUAAUCAAUUUUAAAUAAAUACUUUUAUGGCUUUUUAAGUAAAAUACUUAUCUGUAAUUAAGUAGAUAAUUGGUUUUGUGAAGUAGCUGUUGAUCCAAUGUGACUUCUUAAUUAUCAGUGAGCCAUCCAAUAUUUUGUCUCUUUUAUUUCCAAGAUUUUUAUGACUUCUCUUUUUGAAUAACAACAGAAACAUCCUAGUUAAAUAACAUGAGUUCUUUUGAUAUGAAGGUGUAUUAUAAUCCUUUCUGUGUUAUGAAUGUUUGACAAAAGGAUGUGUAUACACAUCUUUCCAUAUUUUUACUCUGUUUUCACAGGUUGACAAGAACACUAGCUGGGUCUCAUAUGAGUUUAUUCCCUUUUCUUGAAAGAAUUCCAACAGGAAUUCUAACAUUAGUAUUUUGUCCUGAAAAUACUGGAAUUCCUCUUAGGACAUUCUAACAUUCAUAUGACAGUAAAACUCUGUACUAAUCAGUUGUGAGAUUGAGUCAUUGACUGUGAUGACCAGUCUCCAUGAUUAAAUGGUAUAGUUGUGUCCCAGGGAGACGGAAUCUGGAGUACUCAGUGUCUACCACAUAUCUUAGGAUCAACGUCCCUUUUAUAAAUGUGGAAUCUGAACAAAAUGAGUGACAAAAUCACUUCUGUGAGUUGAAGUCUGCUGAAGGAUCCUGUAAGGCAAAUACAUAUAUUUGUCAGGUAGUAGUACAAGCCAGGUCUGUGGUAUUUGAAACCUAAGCUGAUUGAAUUGUACAGAGAUCUAUAAAUAUCUAAUUUAGGAAUGACAUGGUACUCUGUGAAUGCUUGGCUGGCAGCAACCAUAGACUCAUGAUAAUCAGACACUGGGGGACCAGCACAUGAGUACUGAGACCAAUGAGUUAUGUUUUUGUCUACCCUGAAGCCAUUCACCUGAUUUCUUUAUAUGCUGCAAUCUUGUAAGGCAUAGUCCAUUGAGGUAAAUUAGAUAGUCAAUUCAAAAGAUAUUAAGUCAUUAGUUAACAAUUAUUUUUUUAGAUAAAGGAAACAUAAUGGAAGCUGAACAAUAGUUUCUAUGUAUGAGAAUGUCUCAGAGAGUAUCUUAAUUUGCUUGUUAAUCCAGUCACAAGAAUUCAUAGUGUUUGAUUUCUUGUCACCCAAAGAGAAUUUUUCUAGACAUUUCAGUGAUGGAGUCAAGUACAUACUGCAUUAAAUAUUUUUAAAUUUUUUUAAUGUUUAUUUAUUUUUGAAAGAGUGAGAGAAAGACAGAGUGGAAGCAGGGAAUGGGGCAGAAAGAGAGGGAGACACAGAAUCUGAAGCAGGAUCCAGGCUCCUAGCUGUUAGCAUAGAGCCUGACACGGGGCUUAAACUCAUGAACCGUGAGAUUAUGACCUGAGCUGAAGUUGGAUGCUUAACCAACUGAGCCACCCAGGUGCCCCUGCAUUAAAUAUUUUUAAUGGUGAAAUUAUUGCAUUUCAAGUUCUUAGAAUUUUAAUUGUUAAUAUUAAUAUUACUUUGGUCUGUUCAUUUCUGUUUAAAGGGAGAUCCUAGUUUUGAUGAAUGAUGCUUAGAAUUCUUUGGAGAAACUUUGACUAGGUCUUAGAACAAAUAACUUUGUAUACUAUUCUAUUCCAUGGAACAAGUAUACUUUUUUCUUGUCAUGGUCAAUGAAUGUAUGUAAUUACAUAUAACCUCUUAUCAAUAAACACUGAAUAUAAAAGUUUUUUUUUCUUUUUCAGCUCCUCUGAUUGUCCUUGUGGUUUGUAGGUUGGAAGUUAAGAUAGUAAUUUCAUGGAAUUCUUGCCAUCUCACCAAAGAACAGUUGAUUUUGUCACUUUUACCAGCUCUCUUAUCUGAGAAGAAAUGCAAUGAUGCACUCUCAUGGUAGUUCUGAAAAUUUGAGAAAUUGUUGUGCCUACACAUGAGCCAUUUACACAUUGGUCUGAGCUGCAUAAUUUUCUCAGUGAUUAUUGAUUCCUUGAGGGCUGUUAGAUGGUCAAAAUUAAAAGAGAUUAUGGAUUUUUGCCUUUCUUUUCUAUGUUAUGUGAUAACAAAUAUAUGAAAAUUAAGCAGUAGGUAUGCAUUUUGUCCCAAGAAUACUGAUAUUCUUUUAAGGAACUAUAAUAAUCCAAAUGACAGUGAGAUUCUGUCUAUGCUAGCCAGCUAUUGAUUGUGUUUGCUGGUCUCUCUGACUUCAAAACAUGAUCACAGUGUCCAGUGAUGUCAGAAUCCUUAGUGUUUAGUUUCUGUCACCUAUUUCAUGCUCAUAGUCAUGGUUAUAAACAUGCCUAGAUAAAUGAUAGCAUCAAUAAUUUAUCUGUUGGAAUAUAUGGAAAACAUGAGUGACAGAAGCACUUUUCUGAAACUGAGUUCAAGACAUAUAAAGGCUAUAUAACGAAGUUAGUGUUAACCUGAAAUUAUGAUAAUUUAAAAUAUACUUUAUAAAGAGUAGGAUGAGUCCUCAAUAAUAACUCAAAAAUAUUAAAAGAAGUACAAAGAAUUUAAACAGUGUAAUAGGAAAAAACUUACUUAAAACGAAAGCAGCUAAGAAUGAACAUAGGAACCAAAAAGAUGUAAGACAUAUCAAAAAAAGAAAAAUGGCAAACAUAAAUCCCACCCUAUGACUAUUAUAUUAAAUUUAAAAGACAGAAACUGAAAGAUUCCAUCAAAAAUUAAAUAGCUAUAUAUUAUUUAUGAAAGAUACAAUUUAGAAUGAAACACAAAAACAGUUUGAAACUAAAAUGAUGGAUAAAACUGUAUUACUCAAGGAAUAUCCAAAAAGGAACUGGAAUGGCUAUUCUGACAUCAGAGAAAACAGACUUUAAUGUAAACUAUUAUUAGAAAUGAAAAAGAAUAUUAUAUAGUAUUAGAAAUGAAAAAGAAUAUUAUAUAGUGAUAGAUGGUUUAAUUAAUCAGAUAGAUGAUAGAUUGGUAGAUGAUAGGUAGAUAGAUAGAUAGAUGAUAGAUAUAAAACAUAAUCAGCUAACCACAGUGCCUCAAAUAACAAAGGAAAAACAGACAUGGUUGAAGGGAUAAGUAGAUAGUUCAGUAAUAAUAACUGGACACUUUAGUACCUUCUUCUUAAUAAUUGACAGACCAAUUAGAGAAUCAGUGUGGUUAUAGCAUACUUGAGCAAUCUUACCAAUAAAUUUGAUCUGAUACACACACACACACACACACACACUCAGCAACAGCAGAAAAACUAUUUUCAAAAACAUCUGGAGUAUUCUCCAGCAUAGACCAUAUGCUACAUCAUACAACUAGACUCAAUAAAUUUAAAAAUAUUAAAAUCAUGUAAAGUAUGGUCUAUAGCCAUAGGGGAAUUAAAUUAGAAAUCAAAACAAAUAAAUCAGGGAAAUUACCAAAUAUUUGAAAAUUAACAUACUUCAAAGAACCAAUUGGUCAAAGAUAAAAUCAUGAAAAAAAAAACUAGAAAACAUUUAGAAUUGAAUGGGAUACAUAAAAAGAGAUGCUUAGAAGAAAAUUAUAGUUUUAAAAAAAAUUUUAAGGGGUGCCUGGGUGGUUCAGUCAGUUGGGUUUCGGACUUUGGCUCAGAUCAUGAUCUCAUGGUUCAUGAGUUCGAGCCCCACGUUGGGCUCUGUGCUGACAUCUCAGAGCCUGGAGCCUGUUUUGGAUUAUGUGUCUCCCUGUCUCUCUGUCAAAAAUAACCCUCCCCUGCUCACACUCUGUGCCUCUCUCUCUGUCAAAAAUAAACAUUAAAAAAUUGUUUUAAGUUUAUUUAUUUUGAGAGAGACAGCACGAGCAAGUGAGGGGAAGAGAGAGGAAGAGAAAGAUAAUCUGAAGCAAGCUUUGUGCCAUCAGUGCAGAGCCUGGUGCAGAGACUGAUUCAGGGCUCAAAUUCACAAAAUGUGAGAUCAUGACCUGAGCCAAAAUCAAGUUGGUGGCUUAACCAAAUGAGCCACCCAGGUGCCCUAGAAAAUUUAUAGUUUUAAAUGACUAUCAGAAAAGAGUAAAUAUAAAUACAUCAAAUAAAUAACCCAAACUUCCGCUUUAAAAAUAAGAAAAAGACUAAACUAGAAAAUCAAGUGAAAGGAAGUAAAUAAUAAAUAUUUGAGCAAAAAUCAAUGAAAUAAAAACAAAACCCAGAAUUACUAGGAAGAAAACCCAUGAGACCAAAAAUUGGAUUUCUGCAAAGAUUAAUGAAACUGACAAGCUUUAGUUAAACUGAACAAGAAACAAAGUGAGAAGACAUAAAUAACUAGAGUUAGGAAUGAAGGAGGGGCAUCACUACUGACUGUGGACUCCAUUAGAAAUGUUAUUUGUCUCGUGUUUUCUUGAGGGGAGAUGGAUAUGGAAGAAUCCAAGGUUUUAGUUGCACUUAAGACUCAGCAACUAAACACUGAUACUUAGAUUUCCAUCGUCAACAAUAGUUAUCUCUGCAAAUCUUCCAGAAGUUCCCCUUGACAAUAUAAUAUCACUCAUUCAUAUUUAUCUAUGUUUUUAGCCAAUAUUUAACUAGUCAAUAAUUUAAUCUAUUUUAUGAGAACUUUUGUAAUCACAUCACAUGUAUACAUUAAUAAUAUGGUGAGUCCUCCAUGAUUUUCAUUCCUGUGUAUUCUAGAAUUUUUGACAUUUAUGUGCUUAGCCCAAAGCAUAAAGGCAUAGUUCCUUUUUUGGGCAUAAAGAUUAUAUUGGACCAAAGUGAGAUAUGUGAUUGAGAGAACAUCUCUGAGCCCUCAGUAGUGUGUCCUGUUGAGUAUGAGCAUCAGAAGAGAAUGGGAAACUACCCCAAACACAUUUCAUGAUAAGCUGGAAGACUCUAUAUGCUCCCUACCUGUUUAGUUAUUUUUCUCCAAUUAUUAUACACCAUGAUUCUCAACAUAGUUGAUGUCAUACUUCUGAGGUGAAAAGUAAUUCUUGGGAGCAAAAGAAAUCUUAAAUAUUAUAGUGGUUUAUGGCCCUCCAAAGAGUCACCAUUCACAUACACACAUAAGCAGAUAUACAGAAUAUUUGUGGUAUUAAAAUUGGUGGGGGGGGGAGGAUUGAAAACUAGGGGAAAAUGUCUAAAAAGGAUAUCCAAUCACGUGAUAAUAAAAAAAGGUUGAGACACACUGUCAUACAAGUCUAAAGAAAUUAAUAUAUUUCUGUCAUCUAACUGUGUAACAAUCAAGUGUAAUAGAAGCCAGAGCAGUCGCUAUACUUUGCCAAGAUUUCCUCAGUAGUAACAGGCUUUGCAGAGACAGUAAUUUUAGAAGAUUGUGUUUCUUUUCCCAUUUAGACUCACCUAAUAUCUUUCUCUUCCAUGAUACAUUAUCCUAACUUAGAUCUUAAUACUUUUUGAAGAACUGUGUCUCUAUGGUUCCUUUGAAGGGAAAGUCUACUUGUCUUCCAUUAGGACUUUAAGAAAAGUCUAAUGUCCAUAUUCAUGUAUUUUCCAACAGCAAUUUUCAGGACCAAAUUUACUGUUAAACGAGAGAAUUAUGUAUGCACAGUGAUAUACUAUUACUCUGGCCCCAGGAUUUAUAAACCUUAGUUCAGCAGGAGCCAAAGUUCUAUUGGAAACAAAUUAUCUAGAGCUACUAACAUGUAUGCCAAUGUAUGAUGAAAUAUGUAGAUCUUAUAAAAAUAGCAUCUUUAAAAUAUCUGUAAUUGAAAAUUUAGGUAAGAUUAUUUUGGGGAAAAUAUGUUUGAAAAUAGAAAUAUAAGCUGCUACAUUAUGAUAAAUGUUUCUAAACUUGUCAGGAAACAGGAAAUGAAAUAAGACGAUAUUACAUCAGCAUGUUUAUAUUCUGAAGACAAAAGCAUGUUUUAACAAUUGUUUUUUGCCUACUUUUUUCUUUAAUGUAAAUUUUAAAAUUUUAUACCUUUACAUAAAGCUAGUAUUUCAAGAUAUUUUAAUGGUUGACAUGAUGAAAAAGAAACCUAAAACAUUUGAUUAAAGUUGAGAUAUGGUGUUCUGCAGAUGACUUCAGAAAGACAUUGUUAGGACAUUGCUUUAGGAUACACACAAUUCUUUAUUUUUUACUGAGUAAUUAGCAAAUUUGAGAUCAGAAAAUCAAAUGUAAGCCAUUGUUCUGUGCAUUUUUGAGGAUACUCUGAAUAUAUUAAUGAAGUGUGCUCUUCAUUUUAUAACACCUAUACUUUAUUGUUUUAUUGAAGUUGUUUAAAACUGAUGAUUUACAGUAUGAGCUUUCUUCACAAUCAUAGAUAAAAAUAUUGUAUUUAUGAAUUCUUUUAGAUGAAGAGUGGUUAGAACAUUUAUGAUUCUUGCACAGGAAUGUAUCCUUUCACGAGAUUAUUGCUUUGGAGUAAAUAUUAGACUGUUAUUAUAAAAGAGAUAUUUAGUUUAAUCCAAUCCUUCCAAAUAUUUACAUGUUAUUGACAUACAUAUUUUCUUCUAAAGAUGGUCUUGUGAAAAUUGAUAAGCUAGAAACAAUUUUCUUUUGCCAAUGGAACUGUGGGAGCUUCUCUUGGACUUCAUGAGAUGGUAAUGAUGGGGCCUAAAAGGGAAGAGAAAUUAUCUAUGCCUUUUCCUUUCUUGAAUUCUAUCUCCAGAGAGUAAGAUGAUAACUUAAUUUUAAGUCAGUGAUUCGCCAUUCCUACCUGUGGUCUUUUGGACACCCUUGCAGAAGAUCACUUCUUGGGAACUCAUUUGGAGUGAAUGAUACCAGUAAAUCCUUGAAACAAGACUCUUCAGACAAAGGGGCUGUUGUCCAAAUGCUACCCUCUGAAGGUGAUGACCACAAAUGUGAGGUGGAUUUAUUAUUGAGGGUGCCAUUACUUCUACUACAAGCUUCACCAAAACAAUGAUACAGUCUUCUUUAUGCUUGGAGACUCGUCUCUUUCCUGUGUUGCAGUGGACACCUCCUGCAGAUAAGAAAUGCUUAACUGAGAAAUGCUCAUGUUGGGAUAUCAUCGAUGAGACUUUAAUUUGGGCAUGGUGACUGUUUCCCUUGCUGCCACUUGACUCAAUCCCAGGAGCCUCAGUAGAGGAAAUAUUAUUGCACAAGAAUCUCAAAAUGAUGGAAUUGCUCAGUGCUCCCAUAAAUAUACAUUUAUAAUUUCCAUUUGCCAUAUGGUAAAAUUUAAAUAUUGGAUAUAUUGAAAAGAAACUUUACACAAUUCUUUUUCAAAACUUCAAAGUGUAUCUAAAUAUCUAAUAUAUAAAUUAAGUUCCCUCCUCCCUCCCAAUUCUACCCCCCCAAAGUUUUCUUCUAUUAAGGGAGUUGUGUGCAUUCUUUAAGUGGAUAGAUGCACACAUACAGUCACACAGACACAUACACACAAACUAUUUUGAGGGGUUCUGGAAGUAGGGCCAUAUUGUACACAUUCUUCUGCAAAUUGUUUUUAAUUUAACAGUUUUAAUACCCUUUUCUAUUUCAGUAAUACACAUCUGUGUCAUUUGUUGAAUGACUGCACGACUGUUUUGUAGGUGAAAUAUAAUUAAAUGUUAUAAGCAUUUCUCAUUCAUAGAUAUUUAUGUUAGCACCAAAUUUCUGUGCAAUGAAACUCCCUAUCAAUAAUUCUGCACUUGUCUAUUAUAUCAUAAUAAAUUACUUAGCAGUUCAAAUACUGGGAUUAAGGAUAUGCACAUUUCAAAUUAUUACAAGAUUUCCUUAAAAUGUGGUGACAACUUUAUCCUCAAAUGGCAAUGAAUGAGAUUGCCAGCUUUCCCCACAACUUCACAGAUAAUGGAUUUUAUAAAUAUUUAAAUUUUUUGCCAAUGUGAUAGCCCAAACUAUUGUCUUAAAUUGUAUUUCUUUUGUUUUUGAGUUUGAUCAUUUUUUCAUGUUUAUUAGCCAUCUGUAUUCUUUAAUUUCCUCUUUAUGUCCAAUUUUGGGGGUGGGGGUUUAGAUUUCUGGUUUUGAAGAGCUCAUUUAUUACUGGGAGAAUAAGCUUUGGAUUGUGAAGCAUUAUAGAUAUUUUUAUGCACUUUUAUACUUCAUUUUUGUUGUAAGAAUGUGUAUGAUUGUUAUAUGUCCAAGUAUAACCAUGUUUGCUUUUAUGGCUUCUGAGUUUCAUGUCAUUUUGGAAAAAAUAUUUAUACUGAUUUCAUAAAACCGUUCACCUAUGUUAA